This is a messenger RNA of Vicia villosa (hairy vetch), 573 nucleotides long. RefSeq lists its product as uncharacterized. Gene Ontology annotation, molecular function: RNA-DNA hybrid ribonuclease activity; nucleic acid binding. The transcript has a single exon. The record is from RefSeq and is a predicted model, not a curated record. Lineage: Eukaryota; Viridiplantae; Streptophyta; Magnoliopsida; Fabales; Fabaceae. Bases 1 to 573 code for a protein of 190 amino acids.
AUGUGUUUUGAGUGCACAAACAAUAUAGCAGAAUACGAAGCUUGCAUCAUGGGUCUUGAAGAAGCUAUUGAUUUGAGGAUUAAAAUUCUCGAUGUAUAUGGAGAUUCUUCAUUAGUAAUCAACCAGAUUAAAGGUGGAUGGGAAACUCGUCAUCCAGGGUUGAUCCCGUACAGAGAUUACGCUAGACGUUUGCUUCCGUUCUUCAACAAAGUCACUUUUCAUCAUAUACCUAGGGACGAAAAUCAGAUGGCGGAUGCUCUGGCCACCUUGUCUUCCAUGUACAAAGUGAAUGCCCAUAAUGAAGUGCCUCGCAUCACAAUUAGGCGCCUCGAUAGGCCUUCCCAUGUCUUCACAACGGAAACUGAGAUAGAUGACAAACCAUGGUAUCAUGAUAUAAAGUGUUUCCUCAAAGAUCAUGAAUACCCACCUGAGGCAUCAAGUAAAGACAAAAAGACUUUAAGGAGAUUAGCAUUCAAUUUUUUUCUCAACGGAGAUGUUUUAUACAAAAGGAAUUAUGACAUGGUUUUGCUCAGAUGCGUGAAUAGACACGAGGCAAACAUGUUAAUGAAAUAA